Messenger RNA from Lactuca sativa (garden lettuce), 1156 nucleotides. RefSeq lists its product as uncharacterized. The record is from RefSeq and is a predicted model, not a curated record. Lineage: Eukaryota; Viridiplantae; Streptophyta; Magnoliopsida; Asterales; Asteraceae.
UGAAGUGAAAGGACUCGUGAUUUAGGAAUUUAAACCUGAACUCAAUCGUUCGAUUGAUCUUUUAUGUGUUUGAUCCGUGUUUGAAUUUCGGUGCCUGUCUGUUCAUGGCGGCUCCGUUCUUUUCAACGCCUUUCCAACCCUUCGUUUAUCAGACGCGGAUUGAAGGUUACAUUGAGAAACAGAGUCAAGACGAUGCUGUUACGCCUUUUCAGAUUUUGGGUGGUGAAGUUCAGAUAGUUCAGAUUAUGUUGAAGCCAGAAGACAAGGUGAGUGCAAAACCAGGCUGCAUGUGCUAUAUGUCUGGCUCCAUUCAAAUGGAAAAUGUUUAUGCCCCAGAGAAUGAAGCAGGAAUGUGGCAAUGGGUUUUUGGAAAGAAUGCAACUAAAACAAUCUUUGUAAACAGUGGGUCAACCGAUGGAUUUGUUGCCAUGGCUGCACCUUCUCUAGGAAGAAUUCUCCCUGUUAGUCAAUCUGUCAAUAUUGACCUGGCAAGAUUCGGUGGUGAGAUAUUAUGCCAGCCAGAUGCAUUUCUUUGCUCCAUUGGUGAUGUGAAAGUCAGUAGCAACACAUUUGAUCAGAGGGGACCUAAUCGUAAUGUUGUUGAGAGAUUGUUGAGACAAAAAGUAUCUGGGCAAGGCCUGGCAUUCAUGGUUGGGGGUGGAUCUGUUGUGCAGAAAAAUCUUGAGGUUGGUGAGAUACUUUCAGUGGACAUUUGUAGCAUUAUUGCCCUGUCAACAACGGUGGAUGUACAAAUCAAAUAUAAUGGUCCAAUGAGAAGGGUGGUGUUUGGGGGGGAGAAUCAGAAUAUGGUGACAGCAAUGAUGAGAGGACCAGGAAUUGUGUUUAUCCAGAGUAUGCCCUUCCCUCGCCUUUCUCAAAGCAUUGCUAGGGGUGUUGCAUCUCCAAACAUGAGGUUGAGGGACAAUCCAAAGUUGUUGAUGCAGAUACUCGUCUUUUCCUUUCUUGCUUAUCUUGUGCUCGGCUCAUUUUUGCUAUAUACAGACUUCUGAAUUAUGAUAUUUGCAACAAAACAAAUACACUGUGUGAGCGAGUUUCAAUGUUAAUGAUAGUUGAAAAGAGAAUUGAAGUUAAAAUUUGGUUUCUUGCUGAUCUGAAAGAUGUUAUUAUAGCGCCAUAAAUAAUGGUUUCAUACAUA